This is a messenger RNA of Pollicipes pollicipes, 1447 nucleotides long. RefSeq names its product Nuclear envelope integral membrane protein (gene Nemp). The transcript is spliced from 2 exons. Lineage: Eukaryota; Metazoa; Arthropoda; Thecostraca; Pollicipedomorpha; Pollicipedidae. The record is from RefSeq and is a predicted model, not a curated record. Gene Ontology annotation, cellular component: nuclear envelope. The coding region runs from base 147 to 1424 and encodes 425 amino acids.
CUAGCAAUCCAGGUUUCCAACGGCGGAGACGCGUGCGUUUGUCCGCGGUUGCCGGCUCCGCGUGCGUGUGGUGGAGGUCCUGGAGUAAUGUGAUGAUAGAUCACUAAGGUUCCGUCCGGAUUUCGUUGACUGUGUAAAAGCUAGUGAUGAUGGUCAUCAUCACGAGACCACCGUCCGUGCGUAUCCACUGCUGGCAAGUACUGCUGUUUCUGCUGCUCAGCGCCGUUUCGGGAAGCUCGGCCGGUCCGGCAGCCCCUAAGGAGCACGGGAAGGAGCACGAGCAUCAGAGUCGCUGGUCCCAGCUGACCCUCCACCCGGGCAAGAACAUAUCGUCGGAAAAGCUGCAUCCCGAUGCCGUGCUGGCCACCUACUGCUACGCCGGCGAGGCGCCCUCCCUGGCGGCAGUCUGGAAGACGCUGUGGCUCAGCCUCAGCAUCGACUCCGACCGCUUCGUCGUGUACCGCGGCGACAACGCCACCGACGUGCUCGCCCAGCACAAGGCGACGUCCAGCCAGCUCUUCAACCUGCUACCGUGGCGCACCCGCCACGUGCGCCUGCCGACAUUCGCCACAACUUGCGUGGGCGUGGAGACGGUGGAGCGGUACAGCGUGCAGCUGAAUGUGCGUCACGUGGAUUACUCGCUGGUGCUGCUGCUGGCUGCCGGCCUUGCGCUCUUCCUCUGCGCCGAUGCGCUCAGCACUAACGUCGUCUUCCACUACUCCUCGGGCGUGGCGGUCGGCAUGUUCGGUGCCAUUCUGGUGGCCGUGUACGUGCUGAGCCGCAUGAUCCCCCGGCGCGGUGGCGCGUGGGCCUUUCUAUUCACCGGCUGGUCGUUGACGCUCUACCUGCUGCAGUACGUGCUGGAGAACCUGCGCCAGCACGUAAUCCGCUACAAGGCGUAUGUGCUUGGGUAUUUGGCGGUCUCGGGCCUAAUCAGCUUCGCGAUCUGCUACUGGAACGGCCCUGUUAAGGACCGGCGCACGCAAACGCUCAUCAAGUGGUUCCUACAGCUGGUCGGGCUGGCGUGCGUCUACCUCUCAUCCAACCUGCCCGAGGCGUCGAUGGCCGUGGUUCUGAUGCUGCUCGGCUGGCAGGCGGUCCCCGCUGGCGUGAGCGCGCGCGUGCGCGCAGCGGUCCGACACCGUUUGUACCGGCCGCGGCCGCGCCGCCUGCUCACAGAGCAAGAGUACCUGGAGCAAAGCUCGGCCGCCACGCGCCAGGCGCUCGACGAGCUGCGCCAGUACUGCCGCUCGCCCGACUGCGACGCGUGGCGCACCGUCAGUCGUCUGCGCACGCCUACGCGGUUCGCCGAGUUCGUGGAGGGCUCGUCGCACCUCUCGGACGCUGAGGUGCUCGAGUACGAACUGGAGCCGACCACGUUGCUACCCAGUGACGGCGAGGACUUGUCUGCCGACGAGUGGUGAAAUAGAAACAACGCGAGACGCUA